AUGGAGGAUGGAACAGAGCAGACGAAUUCCGCAGUUGAUGAUUGGCAUUCGAUUCAAGUUAGUGAAGGCAUUGUGGAUGGUUCAGUAGAUGUUGAUGGAUCUUCAUCAAUUACAGUUGAUCAAGAUUUGGUUGGUUUGGUAGUAAGUAAUGCUGAUGAGGCUUUUGAGGUGUAUAACAGUUAUGCAUAUACACUUGGUUUUAGUGUGAGGAAGGGUCAUCAACGAUACAAGGGAUCUUCGAACACAAUUCAAAUGAAGAAAUUUUGUUGUUCUAAGGCUGGUUACAAGGCUAACAGUGGGGUUAAGGCUUAUUCCAAAAUUGACACAAGGACAGGGUGUGGAGCGUUUGUUCAAUUUGACGUGGGUGAUGAUGGGUUGUGGACAGUUACGAAACACGAGAAAGUGCACAAUCACGAGUUAUGUGUGUUCAACAAGAGUCAUCUACUUCGUUCACAUAGGAGUGUCGGAGAUAAUCAGCUCUUAUAUUUACAAGGUUUGAAGGACAGUGGUGUUGCAUUGGCAGAUGGUAUUAGGAGGAGGCAGUCUACCGAGACUGAUUUUUUCUUUGAUUUUGAACUUGACUUGGAUGCAAGGUUGUGCAGUUUUUUUUGGAGGGAUGGUCAAAUGAGACGAGAUUACGAGGUGUUUGGGGACUUAUCAAUGGGUGGCAAGUCUCCACAGACUAUUAUGACAGAUCAAUGUGCAGCUAUGGCUGCUGCUAUAUCUAAAGUGUUUCCAACAUCACGUCAUCGUCUUUGCAUAUGGCAUAUCGGUGAGAAUUCAAAGAAGCAUAUCAAGACGUUAAGGAGCAAUAAGGAUUUCUUGGAUAUGUUUAACUACGUGUUGAAAUACACAGAGACCGAAGCUGAAUUUCAAUUCUAUUGGACAAGGUUGGUGACUGACUAUAAAUGUCACAAGAAUACUUGGUUAGAAAAGCUAUAUGACUGUAGGGAGAAGUGGUGUCCAGCAUUUAACAAGGACUAUUUUUCUGGGGGCAUUCUAUCAUCACAAAGGAGUGAAACUACAAAUCAUUCGAUUUUUCUGGGGGCAUUCUAUUCAUCGUUUGUAAGCGUAAUUUCUGAAUGGAGAAGUAAAGAGAACGGUGAAGACUUUCGGUGUGCUCAAGGGGUACCCGCUAUGAUGAUGGAGCAUGUGAAACUUCUUUCACAUGCUAGAGAGGUAUACACGAUUGAGAUAUAUUUUCUGUUUGAGGAACAAUUCAUGAAAGGCAGUGCGUGUCAUCAAGAGAUGGUGUUGAAUGAUGGCCGUCAACAGAAGUAUCACGUGUGGCGGCCAGAUAUAGAUAUUAUAAGGCAUGAGGUUAGUUUUAACGCAGCCAACUUGGACAUUUCUUGUAGUUGCAAGUUGAUGUCUGAGUUGGGAAUUCUAUGUUGUCAUUGUAUACGCAUUCUUCACGUACAUUGUGUUUCUAGUAUUCCCGACAAAUAUAUACUUAAAAGAUGGACUAAAAAGGUUAUUGAUGGUAGGAAUGUCAACAUUGAUUCUAUGGUUUAUAAUGUUGGUGUUCCUCCAUCAAUUUGGGUGUUCGAUAUUAGUAGAAAAUUUCAAAGAUUAGUUGUGUCUAGUCAAGAUAGCAGCGUAGCGAGGAAACUGUGUGACGAGGCUGUUGAUGAUGUAAAGAAAAAGGUUGAAGCCGAGGUUGGGCAUGUGCAUAUUGAAGAGUGUGGUGUUUCAUCUUCAAGUGGUGGUGUUCAAAAUCCUUCAAGUCGGAGAUUGAAAGGUGAGCGUAACAAAAGGAGGAGUGGUGUUAUUGAAAAGAAGUACAGUCUUGCAAGGGGGAGAAGGAGUGCUGCAAAUAAAGCUGCAUUGAGUACAAAGGGUGCUGUUCAGUCUUUGGUGUUGGAAAACAUAUCCAAGCUUGCUGGGGAUGGAUACCUUGUACAUCCAAGUUCUUCAAGUUCAGAUUUUGUUCAGUUUAGUAAGGGUUUAGAUGACAAUGUAGGUGUAGAUUGA
Ipomoea nil (Japanese morning glory) is the source of this 1974-nucleotide messenger RNA. Its product is annotated as protein FAR1-RELATED SEQUENCE 7-like. Gene Ontology annotation, molecular function: zinc ion binding. Gene Ontology annotation, biological process: regulation of DNA-templated transcription. The coding region runs from base 1 to 1974 and encodes 657 amino acids. Lineage: Eukaryota; Viridiplantae; Streptophyta; Magnoliopsida; Solanales; Convolvulaceae. The record is from RefSeq and is a predicted model, not a curated record. The transcript has 6 exons.